AUGACUCGGCCAAUACCACGAACUCCACGUUCGCAAUGUUUAUCGAUAGAGAUAUACAGAAGAAUACAAGAAUCCAUACCUCACUUUCGUACCUUUCGGUUUGCAUUGAACUAA
This is a messenger RNA of Blumeria graminis f. sp. triticale, 114 nucleotides long. The record is from the annotation of a GenBank genome assembly. Lineage: Eukaryota; Fungi; Ascomycota; Leotiomycetes; Helotiales; Erysiphaceae.